GUUGUCACGAUCAAAUGGUACCCCUGGAAACAACAAUAAAAACGGCGUACGUAGCUAGCUAGCUAACUUGCAAGAAAUACAAUACGAGUAAAAGACAAAAAGACGCCCAGUCUCUCGACUGUUGCUAGAGACUCCAAGAGUGGAACCAUGGAUGUGGUGCGGUUAUUUACAAACCUACUAGCAGUGCACAGACAGCAGCUACAGGCCCUGGCUGUACAGGGGGAGAUACAGACUGAGGCUCUGGCACAGUUACUGGAGAAGGAGGAGCUCAGGAGAAUGGAGCCAGAUGUGAAGCUGGAGGAGGUGAAGGAUCCUGAGGCCUACCUGCUGCUUUUGGAGGAGGCAGACUCCAACUCCAGGCUUUCUAAUGUGAAGUGGGGGUUCCUUGGCGGGGAGUGCCUCAGGUCAGGCGAGCCAAACUACGAGACACUGAGGGCCAGCCUGCAGAGCCAAGUCAGGGCAGAAGAGAGCCGACGGCAGGAGGACUUCAGCUAUCUGAGGUACGACCCUGAGAGAGGGCCCAGGGAGUUGGGGCAGGGACUGGAAAGUGCUGCCCAGCACUGGCUUCGGCCUGAGAGGAGAACGGCUGCGGAGGUGGUGAGGUGUGUGGCCCUGCAGAGGUUUGUGUCACUCCUGCCCACACAUCUUGGAGACUGUGUGCUGAAACAGUGCCCCCAGGACAUGGAGGAGGCUAUCUACAUGGCUGAGGAGUACCUGAACAACACACCUGGGGAUAAGUGCAGUGAGAUGGACAACCACACUGAUGGAGAGGGAUACCCUGCAGAACAACUGAGAGAGGAAGAAGCAGGACCUACAGAACAUCAAGUUAACAGUGAGAAGAUGAAAGUCACAGGACCAGGGUUAUUUCUGAAGAGGAUAGAAUUUUCUAAAGUCUGUCAGUCCAGUACUUUCAAUAUAGAUGCCAGACAUCUGGAGGACAUUUAUAGUGAGGAGAGGAGACUUGAUGGGGAAGAUGAUUUGGUUGAGGAAGACAAUUUUUCUGAACAUGAGGACUGGAUUAAGGAGGAGAUAAAAUACAAUAACCAGGCUGAGGUAGAGGAUGAGAUCAGGUCAGCCUCUGAGAUGGGACAGUCUGCUGAUGUGGCUAGAAAUACUGAGAAUGUUGAGAGAAGUCAGCUUAGAAACAUAGCAAAUCAGAUGCCUGUCUUUGGAAGGGCCAAGAGAGGUGUAUCUGCCCCUGUCAUCUCCUCGUCCAGCCCUAACACCGCCGAGACAGAGGGAGAAACACCCUGCUGCCUGAAGCGGAAAAACAAAGAAGAUCCCUUCCAUAGACCAAGCCACUGCUGUCAUGACUGUGGUAAGAGCUACAAACGGGCUGCUUUUCUCAGCAAACACAGUUGCAGUGCCUUCCCUAAGUUCAUCUGUCCUGAUUGUGCCCAAGUCUUUGCCUCUCAGAAAUGCCUGACCCACCACCGCAGGAGCCAUAAUAAGGCUCUAGGCUGCUCUGAGUGUGGAAAGCAGUUUAGGGACAAGUAUAAUCUGAAAUGUCACAUGAGGACCCACACAGGUGAGUCCCCUUAUACCUGUACAGACUGCGGGGAUGUCUUUGCUCAGCUGAAAGGGCUGCAGGAGCACAGGAACAUCCACACAGAAGAAAGGCCAUUCCGCUGCAGUGUGUGUGGGGAGGGCUUCCACCAGAGCCACACCCUAACAAAACAUAAGCUUCUUCACUCCCAGGAGUCUUUCCUCUGUACUCGCUGUGGAAAGAGUUUUAAACUAAAUGACGACUUGCUAAGGCAUCUGAGGACGGUACAUGAUGAAAGCAUGUACCUCAAUGGAGAUCAGAGUUUUCAUAAGAAUGGAGACAUUUCACCAAGGCCCUAUUGGAAUUGACUCUAUUUAAAAGAGUCCCCACUUAAAAUUUUCAACAUACUUCUUAUUAUUGGUGAGACUUGCGACGCAAACGUCACAGUUUAAAUCUUCGUCAUAAUAAGUCUUAUUAGUGGGGCUUGCGAAGCAUUCUCUUACAUUGUUUAAGCUAGAAACAUCAUUCAAACUUUAAAACGUGCAGAACAGUCAGGACCAGUGUGCUUGCAUUCAACUUUUUGAUAUAUUAUAUUGUUUUUAAACUAUUAAGCUUUUUGUCCUUUUUCACUUUCAUGGGAUUUCUUCAACAUUCUAUAUGUCCAAUUGUGACAUCAACUCCCAGAUUUCUAGCAUUCCAUUUACUUUGAACAAUGAAACUUUUGACAAAAACCUGAUACCACUUUCCCAACCAUUUUGACAAAAAGUUAGAGCAUAUGAACUCUUCCUCUACUUCUUUGCUAUUCAAAUCUGAAAUUGGAACAAAAAUCUCAUACCGAUCAAACAAUACAGCUGUUUUACUAACUGCAUCAAUAACAUUUCUAUGAACUUUUUAUAAACAACUUAAAUUUGGACCACUUUCCCAAUCAGUUAGACAAAAAGUUAGAGCGUAUUAGAUCUUUGUCUACUUUGGUAUUCAAAUCUGGAAUCAGAACAAAAUUAUUUACUACUAAUCAAAAGUUACAGCUGUCUUGAGUUUAGAGUGAUGAAAAGCAGCAAGCUAAUUACAUGGGUUUUAAUGAGAACCAUAGGAAUACAGAGGUAGAUAUUCAAAAUGGUUUCGCUUUUGGCCAAUUAAGCUACAAGACCAACUUUAAAACAGUCAGGCUAUCCUAACUUCAAAUUCUUUGAAAUGUCUAACUACAUACAUUUUUAUUCAUUUGCAUAAAAUAACUAUUGAGCCAUUCAAGCUAGAGAGAACAAACCAACUUUCGCAUGUUCAGGCUAUCCUAAAUUUAACAUUUUUGUAACUAUAUACAUUUCCAUAAAAUAACCCACCAACAGUAAUUCUUGAACCGUUCAAGCUAGAGACAUCUGUUGCUAAGGAUACUCACACACACAGAGGAACACAUGGGGCAGCGCAGGGAGCAAAGGACAGACAGAGACAAUUCUGCUAUGGAUACUAGCGGUGAAAGUUAUUGUAUUUCUAAUUUCGGGUUGAGCAAUCGGGGUAGGUUAGGGCCUGAACGUCGAUGCCAUGGGUAGGUUUCUGCUUUUUUUUCUUUCAAACUUCUAACCACUUUCCCAUCAGGGCUAGACAGAAACUUAGUGUAUGACAUCUUCCUCUACUUCACUGCUAUUCUAAUAUGUUCCCAGACUCCGCCAAUAACAUCGAGCUAAGCACCGCCGUCACUAGCUUCAUAAGGAAAUGCAUCGGUGACGUUGUCCCCACGGUGAAUAUUCUUCCCCAAUCAAAAGCCCUGGAUUAACACUGAGGUUGGUGCUAAACUUAAGGACAGGGCUACCACACACAGGGCUAUCACAGACAACCCUGAGGCUACGGCUAAGGACAGGAACAAGUUCAAGUCCCGCAAUGAUAUAGUAAUAAGGUGGAAUCAUACUACACAGGCUCCGACGCCCACCGCAGGUGGCAGGGGCUACAGUCCAUUACGGAUUACAAAGGAAAACCCAGCCAUGAUCUGCCCAACGAUGCCUCUCUUGCAGACAAACUCCAUGGAUUUUAUGCAUGCUUUGACAAUAACAACACUGUGCCUGAGGGCCCCCACCAACCCAGAGGACUGGGUGAUCUCGCUCUCCGAGGCUUACGUGAGGAAGGUCUUUAUUCAGGUCAACACUCGCAGGGCUACGGGCCUGUUCUCAGAGCAUGCACAGAUCAGCUUGCAAGCAUAUUCACUGUAAUUUUCAACCUCUCCUUGUCCCAGUCUGUAAUCCCCACAUGUCUUAAGAUAACUACCAUUAUUCCUGUUUCCAAGAACUCUAAAGCUUUAUGCCACAAUGACUACCGCCCUGUAGCACUCACAUCUGUAAUCAUGUGCUUUGAAAGGUUAUUCAUCCCAGACACCAGACAUACUGCCCCAACAGAUCCAUAGGCGAUGCAAUCUCAAUUGUGCUCCACACUACCCUUACCCACCUAGAUAAGAGGAAUGCCUAUGUGAGAAUACUGAUCAUUGACUACGUCUCAGCGUUCAACACUAUUGUUCCCUCCAAGCUCAUCACCAAGCUUAGGACCCUGGGACUGAACACCUCCCUCUGCAACUGGAGCCUGGACUUCCUGAUCGGCCAGCCCCAGGUGGUGAGGGUAGUCAACAUCGGGGGUCUUCUGACAACACGACGGCGGUAGGCCUGAUCACCACAGACCUACACACAGCCUACAGGGUGGAGGUCUGUGACCUGGCAGUGUGGUGCCGGGACAACAACCUCUCCCUCAACGUCAGUAAGACGAAUGAGCUGAUCGUGGACAACAGGAAACGGGGCUGCAGUGGAGCUGGUCAAGAGCUUCAAGUUCUUCUGUGUCCAAAUCACUAAAGACUUAAAAUGGUCCACUCACACGCACAGUCGUGACGGAAGCACGACAGCGCCUCUUCCCCCUCAGGAAGUUGAAAAGGUUUGGCAUCAAAUCAUCAAAAAGUUCUACAGCUGCACCAUUGAGAGCAUCUUGACAGGCUGUAUCACUGCUUGUUAUUUUACUGUAAACUUUUAUUUAAUCAGUGGAGCCCAAUUGAGACCAGGGUUUCAUUUUCAAUGGUGCCCUGAGACCACAAAGCAAAAGAGUAUUGCAAAUUACAAGUACACUACACCAGAACAUCACUAACAUCACAGCCAUCAUAAGCAGGUUACUAAAUCAAUCAAUCAAAACAAUUGCACACCUCGAACCCAUUUAUCAUCCGGUUUUUAAAAUGCCCUAGUGCACCAGGGAAUCCAAAUGUAAUGAAUUUUGUAAAUGAUUCCAAAAAUGUGGAGCGUGAAAACUUAAAGCAGAUUCACCUAAUUCCGUGAAGAUCUGAGGAUUCUGAAGAGUUAGCAAACCCGUUUACAGGGUUGGUUAUCUCAUUCUUUUAUACGUUAGCAACGAAGUUGGGUAAAUUGGAAGCUUGUGUAGUAGGGCUUUGUGAACAAAAAGGGAGUAAUACAUUGAUCUACGUGACCAGCCAAUCUAUUUAUAAAAAAGUAGCCCACAUUAAAUCUUAGCUUUUUAACUAGGUCAUCCGUAUGUUUUUUAAACAUUAAGUCUUUGUCAAUCCAGAUGUCCAGAUAUUUGUAGGCGGGAACCCGAUCAAUGGGAGAAACAUCCAAUUAAUAAAUAUGUAGUCCAUCUGAAACAUUCUUGCGAGAACUAGAGAACAACAUGUAUUUCGUCUUGAUCGCAUUAAGUACAAGUUUUAAACCAACCAGGGCUUUCUGAAUGGUAACAAGGUCAGAUUGCAGAUUCUAAUAUAGCCUGUUCAACAGUUGGGGCAAUGGCAUACAUUACAGUGUCAUCUGCGUACAGAUGAAUAUCACAAGUUUUAACAGAUAGACUAUUAUUUAAAUAAAUAGUAAAGAGAACAGGUCUUAAUACCGACCCCUGCGGUACACCUUAUGUGAUAUCCAGAAAACUAGACUUAACACCACCAGAGAUCACACAUUGAGUCCUGUCUGACAGAUAGUUUUCAAACCACUUGCAAGAAGCUUGAUCCAGGCUUAUUUCAGUCAACCUUUGAAUAACAAUGUGAUGGUCAACAGUAUUGAAGGACUUGGAAAGGUCUAUAAAUAAGGCAGCACAAUGAUUUAACAAUUUAACACAUCAUCAUAGCACAGUUUCAGCUGCUACACUUGUUAAUGUCCAGAUCUAAAACAGGAUUGGUGCACAUUAAAAAUAGAGGGAGAAGUUAAAGUUUUUGCUGAAAGUUAGUAUAUGAGAUUCUAAAACUUUGGAAAGGCAACAUAAUUUGGAAAUUGGACGGGAGUUAACUAAGUCAGAAGGAUCUCCUCCUUUAUGUAGUGGGAGGACAUUUACCGCUUGCCAUAUCUUCGAGAUAACACCAGAAACAAUUUUCAAGUAAAACAUAUAGGUCAGUGGUUCUGCAAUAAGUGGGGCAGAGAGCUGCAAUAAGAAGGAAUCAAGUGAAUCAGCCCCUAUGUUUUUUAGCAAAGUACAUCAGACCAGAGGCUGUCAACCUGCUGGGGCAACGAGGGGGUGGAGUUUUGUUUAAAGGAUUUGACCACUUUCCAAAAGUUGGCUGGAUUACCACCACUCUGAAAAACAAUUCAAGAAAUAUAAUGAUUUUGCUUUUGAAACCAGGGAUAGACAUCUGUUUCUCAAAUCUCUGAAGGACUGCCAAUCAGAUGUAGAAUCAGUCCGUCUAACCUUAGCCCAAGCUACAUUUCUUUCCUGUAAUUUCUCCGACAAUUCAUGCGUAAACCAAGGAUUACAUCAGUCUUUUACCCUUAAACAGGGAAAUAAAAAAAUAAGGGUUAAGGGCCUGAUCCACAUCAGUGAUAUUUGACACAAUCCCCAAGUCACUCAACCCCAGCUCAGAAAAAAUGUGCUCAUUCAAAUUCCUAAAAUGUAUCUUUAUAAUAAUGUGUGAGCAAUAUUUAGGUAGUUUACAUAUUAUUAUAAAAAGACAUUCUAGGAAUUUUAAUGAGCAAAAUGUUUUGUCUGAGAUGGCAAUGGCAACAACACCACCCUCGAUCAAAUGGUGCUGCAGAGAGUGGUGUGGACAGCCCAGUACUUCACUGGAGCCGAGCCCCCUGCCAUCCAGGACCUGUAUAUCAGGCGGUGUGAAAGGAAGGCCCGGAAAAUCGUCAAAGACUCCAGCCACCCAAGCCAUAGACUGUGCUCUGCUUCUGCACGGCAAGUGGUACCGGUUAAUUAAGUCCAACACCAACAGGCUCCUGAACAGCUUCUAUCCCGAAACCAUAAGACUGCUAAAUACCUUUCAGAAUUGUUACACGGACUAUCUGAGUUGACCCUUGUAUUUUAUUUUUGUAAUCUUUACACACUCACAGGAUUCUACACAGUUAUGCACACUGACAGUCCAAUACAAAACAUAACAUGCACACACAUGUAUACUGAUGCUACACACACACGCACUCCCAUACAAUCAUAAUUUAUGCUGAUACUACUCUGUCUAUCAUAUAUCCUGAUGCCUAGUCACCUUACCCGUUACAUACUCUAUAUAGGACCAAAAGUACACUUUUGUGGUGGAAAAAGUACCCAUUUGUCAUACUUGAGUAAAAGUAAAGAUACCUUAAUAGAAAAUGACUCAAGUGAAAAUCACCCAGUAAAGUACUACUUGAGUUAAAGUCUAAAAGUAUUUGGUUUUAAAUAUUCUUAAGUAUCAAAAGUAAAUGUAAUUGCUAAAAUAUGCUUAAGUUUCAAACGUACAAGUAUAAAUCAUUUCAUAUUCCUUAUAUUAAGCAAACCAGAUGGAACAUUUUUCUUGUUUUUUUAUUUACGGAUAGCCAAGGGCACACUCCAACACUCAGACAUAAUUUACAAACGAAGCAUGUGUGUUUAGUGAGUCGGCCAGAUCAGAGGCAGUAGGGAUGACCAGGUUUGUUCUCUUGAUAAAUGUGUGAAUUGGACCAUUUUUCUUUCCUGCCAAGCAUUCGAAAUGUAACAAAUACUUUUGGGUGUCAGGGAAAAUGUAUGGAGUAAAAAGUACAUUGUUUUCUUUAGUAAUGUAGUAAAGUAAAAGUUGUAAAAAAAAAAGUAAAGUACAGAUACCCCAAAAAACUACUUAAGUAGUACUCAACAGUAUUUUUACUUAAGUACUUUACACCACUGGUGGACACCUGCUCAGCGAACAUCUCAUUCUAAAAUCAUAGGCAUUAAUAUGGAGUUGGUCCCCCUUUCCUUCUAUAACAGUCUCCACUCUUCUGGAAAGGCUUUCCACUAGAUGCUGGAACAUUGCUGCGGGGACUUGCUUCCAUUCAGCCACGAGCAUUAGUGAGGUCGGGCACUGAUGUUGGGCGAUUAGGCCUGGCUCGCAGUCAGCGUUCCAAUUCAUCCCAAAGGUGUUCAAUGGAGUUCAGGUUAGGGCUCUGUGCAGGCUAGUCAAGUUCUUCCACACCAAUCUCAACAAACCAUUUCUGUAAGGAUUUCGCUUUGUGCAGCAUUGUCAUGCUGAAACAGGAAAGGGCCUUCCCCAAGUUGGAAGCACACAAUCGUCUAGAAUGUUAUUGUAUGCUGUAGCGUUAAGAUUUCCCUUCGCUGGAACUAAGUGGCCAUGAAAAACAGCCCGAGACCAUUAUUCCUCCAUCAAACUUUACAGUUGGUACUAGGCAUUCAGGCAGGUAGCGUUCUCCUGGCAUCCGCCAAACCCAGAUUUGUUCGGUGGAGUGGCAGAUGGUGAAUCGUGAUUCAUCACUCCACAGAACGCGUUUCCACUGCUCCAUAGUCCAAUGGCGGUGAGCUUUACACCACUCCAGCCAACGCUUGGCAUUGCGCAUGGUGAACUUAGGCUUGUGUGCGGCUGCUCGGCCAUGGACACCCAUUUCAUGAAGCUCCAGACGAACAGUUCUUGUGCUGAUGUUGCUUCUAGAGGCAGUUUGUAACACGGUUGUGAGUGUUGCAACCGAGGACAGACAUUUUUUACGCACUUCAGCACUCGGCGAUCCCGUUCUGUAAGCUUGUGUGGCCUACCACUUCGCGGCUGAGCUGUUGUUGCUCCUAGACUUUUCCACUUCAUAAUUACAGCACUUACAGUUGACUGGGGCAGCUCUAGAAGGGUAGAAAUUUGACAAACUGACCUGUUGGAAAGGUGGCAUCCUAUGACGGUGCCACGUUGAAUGUCACUGAGCUCUUCAGUAGGCCAUUCUACUGCCAAUGUUUGACUAUGGAGAUUACAUGGCAUGUGCUCGAUUUUAUACACCUGUCAGCAACAGGUGUGGCUGAAAUAGCCGAAUCCACUAAUUUGAAGGGGUGUCCACAAACUUUUGUAUAUAUAGUGUAUCUACCUCUAUCACUCCAGUAUUCCUGCACAUUGUAAAUAUGGUAUUGGAACUAACCCUGUAUCUAGCUUCUUACUUUCUCAUGUUCUGAUUUUUAUUUGUGUCUUUCUGUUCUACCUUAUGUUAUUUUUAGUGCUACAUUGAUAUUGAUUACUGCAUUGUUGGGUUUAGAGCUUGCAAUAAAUGCAUUUCACUGUACUUGUGCAUGUUACAUUGAAAAACUAUAAUAAAAUGUUAGUUUCUAUCUGA
This is a messenger RNA of Salvelinus fontinalis (brook trout), 8973 nucleotides long. Its product is annotated as zinc finger and SCAN domain-containing protein 21-like. Gene Ontology annotation, biological process: regulation of transcription by RNA polymerase II. Gene Ontology annotation, molecular function: DNA-binding transcription factor activity; RNA polymerase II cis-regulatory region sequence-specific DNA binding. Lineage: Eukaryota; Metazoa; Chordata; Actinopteri; Salmoniformes; Salmonidae. The coding region runs from base 148 to 1854 and encodes 568 amino acids. The transcript is spliced from 3 exons. The record is from RefSeq and is a predicted model, not a curated record.